This is a messenger RNA of Varroa destructor (honeybee mite), 780 nucleotides long. RefSeq names its product arrestin, lateral eye-like. Gene Ontology annotation, biological process: signal transduction; G protein-coupled receptor internalization. The record is from RefSeq and is a predicted model, not a curated record. Gene Ontology annotation, molecular function: G protein-coupled receptor binding. Gene Ontology annotation, cellular component: cytoplasm. Lineage: Eukaryota; Metazoa; Arthropoda; Arachnida; Mesostigmata; Varroidae.
UGGUAAUUAUUCCGUGUGUUCGCAUCCGACCUUUAAUAGGUGAGCAGUAUUGACGGCGUGGUAUUAGUGGAACCAGGAUACCUACAGGAUCGGCGAGUGUUUGCCAUGGUCGUAUUGACGUUUCGUUAUGGCCGAGAGGACGAAGAAGUGAUGGGACUAAAGUUCUACACGGAAGCUAUCCUCGACUACCGACAGGUAUAUCCCGAACCAGCGAAUCAAACGACAAUUGAAGAGCUUACGCCAUUACAAGAGACCUUGAUGCGCAAGUUGGGUACGGAAGCAUACCCGCUUACCCUGCGCGUCUCUCCGAAGGCGCCUCCCAGCGUUCGCUUGCAUCCUGCCAGACCUUACAUCGGUAGUCCGCUUGGCGUCUCCUACGAGAUCAAAGUGUUUAUAACGGACAAAAACAAUGACAAACCCCAUAAACGUAAUAUGGUUCGGAUGUCAUUGAAGACAGUUGAAUAUGCGCCGGAAACAACUGUUGGAAUCAUCCGAGAUCCCAUGUGUCGACCGCGGAUAUCUAUUGUAAAGCAUUUUAUCCUCUCUUCAGGUCGUCUUGAGAUACAGGCCGUGCUUGAUAAGGAGUGCUAUCAGCAGGGUGAACCAUUACACGUUCACGUUACGCUAAACAAUUCUACGCGGACGAAAACAGUUCAACGGCUGAAGGUAUCCGUGAUACAACACGUAAACGUAUGUAUGUUUACGCACGGCCGCUUUAAAAACAUCAUCGGAACAGGUGACAGCAGCGAAGGUGGCGCAGGCUCGAGUGCCGUCACGCCA